UGUCUGAAGUCUGACCGCGCGGGCCGCCGUAGCUGCAGUAAGCGGAUGUGUGUGAGUGGUGGGGUGGGUUUGUUGUGACAGCGCUGAGUUCUCUAUAUUCAGCUUUUUUUCUCAGCUUUAAAACAGUUUAAACUUUAUCAUUUAAAUCUCCACACUCGCCUCAGAGCAGAGCGAGCUUCAGCGCGGGGAUGGCCGCCGAGUUUCUGGUGAAACUGUACGAGUAUUCCCCCGUUUUCUACAUCAGUGUGAUUUCAGUCUGCUUUAUCAUCACUGCAGCGGCGGUGCUGGGCUGGUUCGGCUUUGAUGUGCCAGUGAUUCUACGCAGCUCUGAUGAAGCAGAGUCAUUUUUGCCCGUCCCAGAGAAGAGGAUGGUGCAGGUGACCAACCCCUUCUCACUGGAAAUGGGUACAACAGCUGGUACUUUAUUGGAUGGUGUGAGUCUUCAGUCAUACUGUCUGGAGGAGUGUGUACUGAGUUGUUAUUGGGGUUGUGGAGUUCAGGUUCUUCAAGCUGCACUGCAGAAACACCAGCACGACACUGCUCUCUCCACGCCACAGCUGUUCCAGCAGGCCCUGCAGCUUCACUACCUCCACUGCCAGACCUUCCAGUUACAGAAGGAGGAGCGAAAGGAGUGUUUCACAGAGCUGCCAGCAGAUCUUGGAGUGACCGACUUUGGGCCGCUCCCAAGGGACCGGUACCCGUUAGUAGCUGUUCUGACCCUGGCCAACACUGAGCACAGAGAAACAUAUAAUAUAGUUUCCAGUGUAACGGUGCUUCACAUCCCUGAUGAUAAAUACAGAUUGUCUGCAAGGAUUCUGUUUCAGUAUCUACUCACCGCUCAGGGGAACAUGUUCGACUUAAAGCCUCUUUACAUGUCUGCUGAUAGCAGCAUGCAGCCCGGAUCCUCCACUGUAGAAGACCCUCCACAGUCUACCAGAGCAGAGGAGGAGAGAGAGGAGCCAGAGGAGGAGGAGGAAGAGGAGACAGGUGCUCCAGGCAGGGACUGUGUUGUGUGUCAAAACGCACCUGUGAACAGAGUGCUUUUACCAUGUCGACACGCAUGUGUGUGCGACGGAUGUGUGGCACGGUUUCAGCACUGCCCGAUUUGCCGGGCAUUUGUUGUAGAGUCUUUUGCUCUGGCCAAUCAGACACAAGCUGGGGAUGUUGCAGAGGAGUGAGUUAGAUAUCGAUCACAUGAUCAAUAUUAGUGGUGAGUAUUAAAGGGAUAGUUCCUCUUUAACCUAAUUUGUAUCUGCUGUACCUGUUGUGUAUGGCAAAUUACAACAGUAAAAAAACAGUGGGUCAGAUUAACUGUAAUGUUAAAUAGAGUAAAUAUAGCAUCACAAGGACAUUUUCACUUAAUUGUAAACAAGGAUUACUGCUAAGUCUUACAAUUUCUGUGAAAUGUAGAACUAGCGCCCUCGUUUGCCAAACCGGCAAUUCAUCCCGGCCCAUAAUGUCCCCACCCUGCUGUGCAAAAACUCAAAUUUCUAUGAACCCAACAGUAAAUGUCCUGUUAAGCAUGUCUGCCACUCACACUCAGCUGAUAAUUAACCCACAUACUUAAAAGCUCAUUCUAAUCUAUUUGAAUUGAGCACAAUGGUGAACAUUGCAAAUGCAGUUGAGAACAACUUAACUCUUUUUGAAAAUGAUUUCAGAACAUUAAUACAAAAUUCACUGUUCACAGUUUCUUUCUUGCUGCUUCAAGCAGCUCAGCCAAUCAGCUUAAACACAGAUGCAGACUGAAGAGGGGUGGUUCUCCUGCACUGUCAAUGUUCAGUCUGUGCUGGCUGAUGAGACCCUUGGGUAUACAGAUGCUUUUACUUUCACUUUUUCAUCUUGUUUAAGUGGCAUGAUUACCCAGCAUUCCACAGAUUUUGUUUGUUUAGGUUUUUUGUGUUUAUGCUGUAUUUUACCAAACAGUGUUUUUGCAUUUCAUAUUUGAAUCUGUGACUCUGAUUCAGAGACUUUGGCCCAUUUAAAUAAUCAAUCAGCAGUGUUGGUCAUUUAUGUAUAUAUGACCUCAUUAGCAUUUUGAUUAAAUGUUAUAGAGGUAAACUUUUUUUUUUUUUGUAUUUGUAAAAACCUAAUAUUUUUGGUGAGGCUAAUUUGCUACACCUGUGACAUGGACUGUAAUUACACUGCAUUUUAAUGUUAUCAAAAUAUUUUUUAAAUGGGCAGACAUUAAUCAGUACAAUGCAGUUAUAAUUAGUGCUGGAGCUAUCUAGAGUAGUGAUAGAGAACAACGUGAGUAUCAAUGAAGGCAGCUGUGCACUAACUUUUCAUUUUUAGAAAAUCAUGUUUCAAAUUGAGAUUUUUUCAAUAUGAAGAAAACAUGGAUUUUUAUCUCAUAUUUAUUCUUUGUUUUCAGUUGUAGCUUAAAUAUGGAUUUUGUGUUACUAACUACUGGAGCAAAAUGCUCCUGCUUGUUUUCUUGCUGAGAAUGUGCUGUAGAUGAGGUGCUACAGAAAUCCAUUUAAAGACUUCAGUGUUCAGAUCCAGGAAUGCUGGGAUGCAUUAAACUAGUACUUUUAACAUGAAUAUGCAAAUGUAGCAUUUUGUCUGCUGUACAUGUUUGUAAAUCCCAUCAUAACGCAAGUGAAUAAAAUAAAAACUUGUGAUCUGAGUUUAUAAUUAGCUAAA
Molecule: messenger RNA, 2643 nt
Organism: Astyanax mexicanus (Mexican tetra)
Lineage: Eukaryota; Metazoa; Chordata; Actinopteri; Characiformes; Acestrorhamphidae
Gene: cgrrf1
Product: cell growth regulator with ring finger domain 1
Exons: 6
Coding region: 189-1178 (329 amino acids)
Biological process (GO): negative regulation of cell growth
Source: RefSeq, a predicted model, not a curated record